Molecule: messenger RNA, 213 nt
Organism: Caenorhabditis briggsae
Lineage: Eukaryota; Metazoa; Nematoda; Chromadorea; Rhabditida; Rhabditidae
Exons: 1
Coding region: 1-213 (70 amino acids)
Source: RefSeq, a predicted model, not a curated record
AUGACCGUCCUCGUGCUGACUUCCUCCGAAACCAUCACUCUCUUUGCGUUGACGAUGUCCUCCACGAUUACCUCUUCCGAAUCCACCACCGAAUCCACCACGUCCUUCUCCGUCGUUGAAACGGCCACCGCCUCCACGAUGGAAUCCUCCUCCACCACCUCCACGGCCUCCUCUGCCUCCACGAUCUCCACCGAAGCCUCCACGUCCACCUGA